Molecule: messenger RNA, 10383 nt
Organism: Polypterus senegalus (gray bichir)
Lineage: Eukaryota; Metazoa; Chordata; Cladistia; Polypteriformes; Polypteridae
Product: septin-7-like
Exons: 13
Coding region: 220-1509 (429 amino acids)
Biological process (GO): cilium assembly; cytoskeleton-dependent cytokinesis
Cellular component (GO): cell division site; microtubule cytoskeleton; septin ring
Molecular function (GO): GTPase activity; GTP binding; molecular adaptor activity
Source: RefSeq, a predicted model, not a curated record
GAGAUGAAACGCCCAUCUUUUCAGAUGGUUGCAUUGAAACACAUUUCUGGCAGUUUGUCUUAUUUUUUUUUUUUUUUACUUCCUUGGGUAUCGUGUUUUUUAUUCAUGACCGUUAUUCUUGAAAAGCUGAAGAAACUCAACUUAUUCGGGAAUUAAGCGUGUGUUAAAUAAUAUAAUUGGAGUUUAGCUUCCUUUGAAAGUGGGAUUGUCGUUACUAAAAUGAUUGAGAGACCGGAUUCAGUAGUUGGAAGUAUAUCACAGAGAAAUCUGGAUGGAUAUGUUGGAUUUGCUAAUCUUCCAAACCAAGUAUACAGGAAAUCAGUUAAAAGAGGCUUUGAGUUCACCCUAAUGGUUGUGGGUGAAUCUGGCCUUGGGAAAUCAACUUUAAUAAAUUCUCUGUUCCUUACUGAUUUAUAUUCCAAGGAAUAUCCAGGUCCCUCUCAGCGGAUUAAAAAGACUGUUCAAGUUGAGCAGUCGAAGGUCCUUAUUAAAGAAGGAGGUGUUCAGCUAACUUUAACUAUUGUUGAUACUCCUGGCUUUGGAGAUGCAGUGGACAACAGCAACUGCUGGCAGCCAGUUAUAAACUAUAUUGACAGCAAGUUUGAAGAUUUUCUGAAUGCUGAGUCAAGAGUUAACAGAAGGCUCAUGCCAGAUAACCGAGUCCACUGCUGUCUUUAUUUCAUUGCCCCAUCUGGCCAUGGGCUCAAGCCACUGGAUAUUGAGUUCAUGAAAAGACUUCAUGAAAAAGUGAAUGUUGUCCCUUUGAUUGCAAAAGCAGACACUCUCACCCCAGAAGAGUGCCUUCAUUUUAAAAAACAGAUAAUGAAGGAAAUUCAGGAACACAAGAUAAAGAUUUAUGAGUUUCCUGAUGCAGAAGAGGAUGAAGACAGAAAACUCAUUAAAAAAAUUAAGGAAAGAAUGCCUCUAGCUGUAGUAGGCAGUAAUACCGUCAUAGAAGUCAAUGGAAAAAAGGUCAGAGGUCGUCAGUAUCCCUGGGGUGUUGCGGAAGUUGAAAAUGGAGAGCACUGUGACUUCACAAUUCUCCGUAACAUGUUAAUCAGGACCCAUAUGCAGGAUUUGAAGGAUGUUACAAAUAAUGUGCAUUAUGAGAAUUAUAGAAGCAAAAAAUUGGCUGCUGUCACCUGCAAUGGAGUCGAUGCAACUAAGACUAAAGGUCAACUUACUAAGAGUCCCUUAGCUCAAAUGGAAGAAGAGAGAAGGGAACAUGUUUCAAAAAUGAAGAAAAUGGAGAACGAGAUGGAACAAGUUUUUGAGAUGAAAGUCAAAGAGAAAAAGCAAAAAUUGAAGGAUUCAGAGGCAGAGCUUGAGCGCCGACAUGAGCAGAUGAAGAAAAACCUAGAAGCACAUUACAAAGAACUAGAAGAAAAACGCAGACAGUUCGAAGAAGAAAAGAUGACCUGGGAAGCACAGCAACGUGUAUUGGAGCAACUGAAACUUGAUGCAUCAAAAACAAUGGAAAAGAAUAAGAAGAAGGGAAAAAUCUUCUGAAAUUUCGCCCAGGUGUCUGGAAAUAAAAAUGAAGUCUUCACAUUUUCCUUCAGUGCUUUCCUAGACAAGUAAAGAUAUAUAUUACACACACACACACACACACAUAUUAUACUCUUGCAAUUAUAAAGUACAUGUUCUUUAAAAUGCCAAGAGACUGGCUAAUCUACCUAUACAGUACUUGCAUAAAAUUGCAGCUUGUAUUCUGAGGGUAGUAACAAGGUGCCAAUACCAUAUAAUACAAAAUUUGCAGUUUGAAGGAGAAAAAAAGCCACUUAAGCAAAACUUCAACAGUUUAAAAUUUGAUAUGCGGCAUUCUAGAAAAUAAAUAAGCUCAUACUUGUUGCAUUUCCUAUUUUUAUUUUUCUGUAAAUAAUAAAGAUAGAUUUUUUUUUAGACAGGAUUAUCUUUGGUUUGCAUUACUUUUCACAAUCCUUACCUCAGUGAAACAUUGCUUAUGCUGUAAAUUUCAAAACAUUUUUAUUUAUUUUUUGAACUUUUAUUCAUCCAUUUAUUUUAAUUUUCUAAUUUUGUUUUUCUUCAGUGAAAUAUUUUUCAAAUAAAUUCUAAAUGGUUAGAUAAACUAUAAAUAACCCCUAGUGUAUUGUAGAAUUUUUAUAUAAGAAACUUUACCCAUUGCAUAUAUUUUUAUAUCAAAAUUCACGAUAUUUUCAAAACAUCAAUUUUCUGAACUUGCUAUUAUCAGUUAUUCAGUUUGGAGGAGCAAAGCCUAGAAAUCUUAGGCUGGGAGUCUAGAAUCAGACCAUUGCAGGAUACAAUCAUAAAAUAACACCAUAACUACUUGUCUAAUUAAAAAAAAAAUAGUGUUUAAGAAAACGCUAGAUUAAAUUGCAUUUUUAUAUAUUUGAUUUUCUUUAAUUUUGUGGAUAUCAUUUUUGCAUGUAUAACAUUAUUUAAUUUUUCCUCUUUUCCUGCUUAUAGUUGUGAAGAAUAUAGUCAUGUCACAUGUCCCAUGAUAUUCAGCAUUGUUACCCAAAAUCCUUCUUUUCAAAAUAGGCCAUUUGGGCAGUGAAUCUUAUAAAAGCCUAUGCCUUCAAACUAAAUAAUAAACCAUCUCCAAAUUAAUACUAGUAAAAAUAACAAUUUAGUAGUAAAUGUUCUGACAAUGUUAAGGGUAUGGCAGCUUAGCCUUUACAGUGUAUUGUUUUAGAGUGUGAAAAUGUUACUUGUUCUCUGCAUUCUGCUGCCUAUGUCAGUGCUGUGAAUAAGGAUAUUUAAGAACCAAGAGUACAUGUAGAACUGCUGAGUGUACUUAAGUGUGCAAACUGGCUCUGUAGUCUUUGUGACUUUAUAGAGCACAGUGAAAUGGCUUAUGAACGUUUCAGUAGUGGGCUAAUUGUUUAUUUUUGAGUUGCCUAUUUUUUCCAAUGACCACUUUUUAAUUUAAUAAAGUUAAAAUUAUUAUUAAAAUGCUGUAUUAAUUUGACCUGCUACUGUAUAUAUUUAUCAGUUUUGAGACACAGUAUAUAGACAUAUAUUGUGCAUUUAUUCUGGUUCUGUAAGUGAGCAAGUACAUAAGUAACAGUGAUGAGGUAAAGAUGCACAGAAUUCAGGAAGAGUAGAUGUCAGGAGUACUGAAAUGCAGUUGUGUUAAUUCAUAUUGGAUUAAAGUGUUGUAGCAAUAUUGAGAAACUUGCUUCCUAUGCAGCUAUAUGUUCUCAGUCUUCAGUAGUAUGUGAAUGCAUUCUAUACUCAUAAAAGUAGCCCUUGCCACUUGAGCCAGGCCACAAGGUAUUCUGUUCUUACUACUGUCUUCAGUGGUGCUCACUCUGAGUGAUGAAGACAUUGCAAGUUUCUCAUGAACUUUUAAUGGCAACUAAACAAUAGGUGUUUAAGACACGAACAGGCCAUUCAUCCCAGCAAAGCUCCCUGUCACAUAAUUCUCCAAAAUAACAUUAAGUCUAGUUUUGAAAGUCUCUAAACUUCUACUGUCAAACACAUUACUUGGUAAAUUAUUCCAUGUAUCUAUGGUUGUCUGUGUGUGUUUGGGGUUGGGGGUGGAACCUACCUAAUGCUUGUGCGAACAAGUAACAGACCCAAUCUAUUAUACUAAUUUUUUUGUCAAAACUUCAAUCAUGUUAUUUUAAUCUCCAUUUGCUUAAACAAGAAUGGCACAGCUCCUUUACAUAUAAUGCAUACACUGAAAUCCUGGAACCAACCUAGUGACUCUUCUCUGCACUUUUUCUUUCUUUUUUUUCCCCCCAAGCCUAUAAACCAAAACUGUACAUAGUACUUCAGUUGACACCUCACCAGUACAUUAUGAAGCUUAAGCAUAACCUCAUUUGACUUGUAAACACAUUGUGCCACAAAACCUAACAUUCUGUUAGCCUUCUUAAUGGGUUCUGAACACUGUCAGGAAGUUGAUAGUGACGAGUCCAGCACUGACCCCUCAGGGAAUCCACCCUUAACAUCACUCAAUUCUGAUAAGGAAUUGGGUGAUAUAGGAGUAUAGUUGUGUAGUAUUUCGUUUGCAAGCUACAUGGUAAUCAUUGGAUUACCUCACACAUAUAUUCUGUUAUUUCUUUCUGCCACAGUAGCUAGAUCAAACCAGAGUUCACCUAAUCAAAAUGUUGUUUUUUUUUUUUCUUCCCUCAACACAAAUGAUGAAAGGACAAAAAAAUAUUACUCUUGCAAUUUGUACUUGCUAAAAGCUCAUAGUAGAUUUCUUCACUAAUGGAAGUGAUGAUUGUUCCUAUAAAUAUAAACACAUGUUGUGCAACAAAAAAUGUCUGCCUAAAACUAAAUAAUUUUUACUGGUAAAAUAAAGAAAGCAAUAAUUAGGCGUGAGCACAAGAAAUGGGAAGAAGAGGUGGGCAGAGUGGAAUAAUGAAUGAUUACAGUUAAUGGUCAGAAGAUUUAUGAGAGGUUCAAAGAGUGUAAAUACAUGGUAUGAUAUAUCAUUAAUUAUAAUUUCCUCAGAGUGUGUCUACCUUUAUAGAUUUUGUGGAAAUAUUCCUUGGCUUUCAUGACACUUGUUUUAGAGUAUUUCUAUGUGGCACUUUAGCAAAAGUAUGCCUGUUUAUUUCAGACUCCUAGCUAUUUAGCAGAUUUAUGUGAUUUGCAAUAAUAAUGUCUUGCAUUUCCUUGAUUAAUUCUUGAUUUUCCUCUCAUUUCCAUUUGCUAAAUAUGAUCUAUAGGAUCUUGCAUUCUGACUGCAACACCUUGUGGUGUUUGCAUUCACAUUUAUUAUAUUUGGUCAUAUGAGUCAGAGGAUCUACUUCUGUAAUACAAUCAUUGGAUGACUUGAGAGUGCCAUAGAAUUUUGUAGUAUUAUAAAGAUUACUUUAACCAAAUUUAAUAAAGUGUUAUAAUAUAUGCAAAUGGUUUUAGUUGAAGACUAGGCAGAGAAACAGAAGUCAUAAUUAGACCCAUUUGUAAAAGAGAGGAUAUGCAAGUCCAAUGUUAUAUAUAAAUGCAGAGGAGAAGAGUGGCAGUGUCAUGUAGUUGGUAUAUGGGGGAGAGAGGGACUGAGAGAGAGAAGGCAGAUUUAUAUUGUGAUUUUUGUCCGGCUUCAGUUACUAUAUGUGUGCAGAUGUACAAGCACACAUUUAAGUUAACAUAUUUAAAAGACUAGAGAUAUUGUUGAAUGAUAUGUGUGAAGAGCAAUGCAAAUCAGUAAGUAUAAUAUACUUGUUUAAUGUGGAAUAACAAUGAAUGGAAAGAUAUUUAGGUGACUGAAGAAUAAACAGUAUACUCUAAAUAACUGAUACUUUCAUGGGAAUAAAAAUAUUGUGUGAAUAAAAAACCUUAGUUAUUUGAAAACGCUUUGAGUCUUAAUAUAAUUGUUAAAAUAUUUUAAGAUUAAAUAUUAUAUGUAAAUGGCCGAUAAUUUGAACUGAAUUAUGAAUUUGAAAAAAAAAAAAAAAAACUCCUCAUUUUCCCUAGAUGGAAUGAAAAACAGUUUUAAAAGAUCAAAAUAAGCAGUACACCUAAUUGUACUGUUUAUUUACUGUAUGUAUAUUUAGGAAACUGGAAUUACACAAGGCUUACUUACACAAUUUUAAGAUUGAAAGUUUGCUGUACUCACCGUCACUUGCCCUCCUUCUCUAUCAUGAAAUUUAAGCAACUUCUUAAGGCUUCAUUACAUAACAGGAAUGUCUGUAUAUUAAAUGUAGAAUCUGAUUGGUUUAACAAACUGUUAUAAUUUAGUGAGUAUAUUUAAAAAUUUACUUUUAUUUACAGUUUUAUUUUUAAAGUAGGUACUCAUAACAGUCUUAAAUAGUGAAACACCUGCAUACUGUGCUUCCCUCUUGUUGAACUAUACUGUACUUUACAGAUGAUCAUUGGAAGUAGGUUUGGCAUACUACAUAUACUGCAUAUGAAUUUGCAUUCUUUUGUGCAUUUGCCAAUUCCAAGAGGUCAUCCUGAUUUUACUCAAUCUCUCAACUGCGAACAGUAAAGUAAUUUGAGGCCUAAUGUACUAUACACUAUUUAGUGUUACAGUGUUUGGGUAAAUGUGAAACUGGCAAGAGAGAGACAAAUUUUUUUUAAGCUCUGUUUUUACAUUAGUUUUUUGAUAUUCAAAACAUCAAUCUGUUCUUUAGCGACCAUAAACAGUGGAAUAAUCAUGUUAAAAGAGGUUCAGAAUAUCUUUUGAAAGAUAUUAAAUUAUUUUUGUUUAAUGAUACUCACAACUGGAGGGUGAUAUAUUAAAUGAUUAUAGCUUUAUAUUAUAAUGAUUAUAAUAUUUUAACCGGUUGCAUAAAUAUAGUAUUCUGGAACGCAUUAUGUUAAUUUAACCUAUAUAAUUGAGUUAUAUUUAGUUUUUGAGUGUUUCCCACCUGUGUUUACAGAAACUGCAGUCUAUAUUCAAAUUGUGUUAUACACAAGACAGCCAGAUAUAACCUAUUGUUAACAGUUCAAAAGGCCCAAUUAGAGUCAUUACAAGAACAACCAUCUUAUGAUAAACACCAGAUUACAGAGAAACAAAAACAUUUACAUUAUUAGAGGCAUUACUACAUGUCUGUGUGUAUGUGUGGUUUUUUUGUGUGUUUUCAUUUGUCCAAAUGCAGGUUAUUGGAAAAUUAGAGGUCAUGUAACAUGCUCCUUUGAACCACUAUAUAAAACUUUUAGGGUGGAGAUUUCUUAGCAAACACAUGUCUGUUAAUUGUGGAACCCAUAUAAAGUUUUGCUUAUGUUUGUUGAAAUUGGUUUAGGUACCUAGAGACAAAAUAUAUUUGUUGCUAAUAUUAUUUUUCAGUUUCAUUACUGACCAAUUUCUAUCUUUCCUAAUGAAAGAGUAGCUUAUUUCAGUUCAGCCUAAGUCUUAACUUCACAUGUAGCUCAAAUCCUGGUUUGAAUUGCUUCCAUAUUGCCAGGUUUAUGCCACAAAAUCACACAUACUUGUCCAUCUCUCAGUUUUUAUUCAUGUGCUAGUAUUCUUAAACACAAAGAAAAAAUAUUCAUCAAAGAGAUCAUAAGAAGCUAUCACAUGUCACUAAUGACAACUCCAGGUAUAUGACAAAAUACUACUCUAGCUGUUCAUUAUACUAGAAAGUAUAGACUAAUAGACUAAUACAAUGGUAAGCAAUAACAGGAAAUGCAUUAAAAAUAUUCCAAAAAAUAUGAAUUUCAAAAGCAGAGAAGAGGAAACAAAAACAGUGAACACUAAACAUAACUCCAGAUUUGACUCUUUCAGACAUCUUUAGGCAAAGGUACAUUACAUUAAUCGAUUUAGUUUCUUGACCUCCAUUGUACUCUGUACAUAACUAUACAUUCUAUAUGGUUUUAUGAUCAUAUUUAAAGCUUGUGAUCACAUUAUGUUAAAGUCAAAAGAUGUCUCUUAAAGUAUCAAUCAUAUUUCCAGAAUCUGAAUUUUCUAGUACAGGAUUCUUUGGUGGUUAAAAAAAAAAAAAUGGUACAGGGUACUCCUUGAUACUCAAUCAAAGUCAAACGCUAAUAUCAAUUGUAAUUUUGAAUCUUAAAAGUGGUCAAUAAAAAAACAUCACAAUAAUAAUAGCACUAGAAAUUGCUUAGUUUAUGUUAAACACUUGAUAUACAGUGUUAUAUAACACACUGCAGACGAAUUUAGUUACUUCUUCCUAGACACAGAAGUUACUUGAACUCUGAUGACUUUGUUGCAUUUAUAUUUGAAGAGACUAGGCUACAAAUAUUGAAGUUUGUUAGAGAAUGAACAUGGUUGUGUAUUUAGCUUCAUGGUUAUGGUUGAAAUGCUGCAGAAGGAUCAUAUGUAUUUCAUUAUUUUGAUUUUACAGCAUUUGAAACUCUAAAAUUUAACAUUAAAAUGAGGUGCAUCACAAAGAGAUAUUUAUGUUAACGUAUGCAUGUGUUCUUGCUGCUUGUUGUUUGAUACCCAGAACAAACACAGUUUUUGUAGCAAAAGAUAUUCACAACUCUUUGAUGUUCAUUGGUGUAGUUGGGAAAAUUUGUUGUCUCAGGCAACCUUUGUUCCCCCUAGUGCCCAGUUCAGAAAACAGUCAAAUUACAAAAUGUUUUCAUCUCUGUUUUUGGCUAAUGCACUUUUUGAUAAGAGUUAACAAUAUGCAAAAUGUUACACAAUUAAACACCAACUGCUUUACAUAGUUUGAAGGUGCUAAUCAGAGGUUGACAUCUCACUCACACUGUUACAGUGUACCUCUUCAUUUUCCCAAUACACUGCUGUUUUUCCUACUCUCUUCCAAAUCUGAAUAUGUAUACUUUCAGUGUAAGCUCAAUGUGCACCUGUAAUGCGUACCCACUAAUACCUUUCACAUUCGAUUAUUAGGGUCAAAGAACCAAAAUCAUUUUGGUGUUUCAGCAUUCUUAAUACCAAAUACAAGGCCCAAGGAUGUUUGCCUGAGCAACUGGUCAUUUGGUAUUUGAGCUGUUAUCGUGCUGCAUUGAUAGUUCUGACUUCAUUUGACUGGUCCCUGCAUCCAGUAUGUAUAGCUGCUUUCCACCAGAAUCCUGUCUUCCAUUACCAGCACUUUGAAAUUUUUUGAUGACAUGAAACACCACUGCAGAGGUAAAUAAAAUCUUAAUGGUGCUUUUCUAGAUGCUUAUAAUGUAGAAGGAUUUUGUGAUUUCUGGGACAGAGACUAUGCUGGUUUCCCUUUGCUCAGACAAAAAAUAUGGCUCUUUUAGGAGUUUUGCCACUACUUUCCCAUUUAAGAUUUUAUUUUCACUUGUUAAUGAGUUAUCCAUUAAAGUGUUGUACUUGUCACAUUUAUUUAGGUUAAAAAUUCUUUUUAAAGACUUUCAUAUUUGUAAUGAUGUCAGAUUCUGCCAAAUUUAAAUGGUGUGUAAAAUUUCUUAAAAAGGUUUUUCAUAUGCAUUAUAAAAUUGGGCUUUAAGUCUAAUAUGUGUAUUUCAGCAUUAUGUGAGGAAUAAUUAUUUUCGGUAAAAAAAAUAAAUGUUGAGAAUAUCGCAGUUGAAUACAAUUACAUGGUCACGUUUUUCAUGUUUAUCUUUGUAUAUAAAAUGUUUGUUGCUAUAACUUUCAUAUAAACGCAUGGAUUGGUAGUCAUAUACAAAGACUCUGUGAUGGUGGUUAAAUAUUAUUUAUUUUUCUGAGUACUUCUGUGCCCCAGUGGAGAUAUUUAGAACUUGCAGAACUAUAAGGAAAAAAGCAAACAGUAUUAACCUAAUUAAACACACAUAAGUUGUAUGUUCAGACUUUGGGUAUUUCAGUUUAAUCUUGCAGAGUGCAAUAUGCAUUCAGUUUUGUAACAAAUAGACACACAAUGUCUGAGUAAUAUUAAUAUUUUUAAAAGGACAUUCCUAUGCACUGUAGAGUAAGAGUACAGUGAAUGUUUUAGAUUAAUGCAUGUAAAAACUGUUUAAAAAAACUUCCUCACAACUGAUGUCCUUUUAUUCAUGUGUUGUCAUAUAUGGUAAGAAUAACUCAAAUAUGCUGUUUAUGAAUAUAUUUGUUUCAACAGAUCUGGAUUAAAAUUUAGUAUUUUUGAAGAAAACUGGAAAAAGGCUUUGUUGUGUAAACAGUACCUAAAUAGUGAGAGAUGAAAUUGUAAACCAAGUGGUGAGCUGCAUGUUGGAGGAUUGAUUCAACUAAAUAAUGGCAGCUUAUUAUAUUGCUGUCUUUAUACCUCAGUCAGAUUAACCACAAAGCAAAAAUUAUAUUUAAGAUUAUUCUUUACCUAAAAAGGCUCAUGUUGUUUGUAGAAAAAAAUCCUUCUGCUAUUUUAAAAUCUGUGUCUAGGUCAGAAAAACAAAAAAAAUCAAGACAAUUGGUCUUCCCUGUACACACACACACACACACACUGUAACAUUCUCAAAUACAUUUAAUCCACCCAAAGGUACUGAGGAGUAGGAGCCACUCCCAGCACCACUAUGCACAAAGCUAGAACCAACCCUGAACAGGACACAACAUUUCAUAUCAGGGCCCAAUCACACAAACACCAACACUGAGCCAGUUUAUAGUUUUCUGUUAAUCUAACAAGAAACACUUGUGUUUGGAAUAAGCGGAAGAGAAACGGAGGAAAACCCACACAGGAAGAAUUCCUAUGAAUACAAACUGUUUGUUCUGAAAUACAGUAAGAUUAAACUUUUUCUUAUAUUUAUUUUUUUGUUAAACAAUUAGAAUCUCCUACAUAUAAUUUGCUGCCAUCAAUCCUCCUUAGUGCUGCCAAGUACUUUAUCAUAUGACAUUUUAAUAUUGUCAGCUUUUCCAGUCAUUUCAGUUCCAUUAACUACUUUUUCUUCAUAAUUAUAUAUUUAGUACUAAGCAUUAAAACUAUUGUUACGCUAAAUGGAAACGUAACAUGAUUCUUGAGUGCUUGUGUAUUUUAUUCCUAAGCGGUGUACAGUAUUAACUAAAUAAACAUGCUACUUAAUGAAUAAUCAGUGUACUUUGUACUUGCACCAUAUUAAACACAAUAAACUAGAAAAAAACACAAA